Messenger RNA from Penicillium cinerascens, 1491 nucleotides. RefSeq names its product protein irs4 (gene irs4). Lineage: Eukaryota; Fungi; Ascomycota; Eurotiomycetes; Eurotiales; Aspergillaceae. Gene Ontology annotation, molecular function: protein binding. The record is from RefSeq and is a predicted model, not a curated record. The coding region runs from base 1 to 1491 and encodes 496 amino acids. The transcript has a single exon.
AUGAAUGGCGAGAUCGCCGCGACCCAGCGGUUGGCUUCCGCGUCCCGAGAUAACUCCGCCUUACAAGGUGCAACCAUCGCCUUCAACCAACAUCCGCGAAGCGCGCCACAUGUGAACCCCCAGCUCUCUGCUGCAGCCGCCGCCGCAGUGGCCAGCUCGAUGAACCGCAAUGCAGGAGCUAGACGCCCGACCGUGGGAUCUGAGUCGGAACACGAAGUCCCCUCCGUGAAGGAGAUGGUAGGGAGGCUGAACGCCAACCAGCUCUCCGCACCCAACAUAUCGAAUCGUGGACGAUCACCGGUCCCGACCCUAUCACCACCUCCAGAACAGAUCGCCGCACGUCUUGCCGCCUCCAGAUCACCUUCUAGAAAACCAGAACCGGCAAUCGAUGCUGCCAGACUCGGUGCCAUGCGAAGCGUCAGCAGGAUGCAGUCCCAAGCUUCGACCGAGCGACGCGAGCUGCGCUCUCCCACCCCCAUCCGCCCCUUGCCCGUCAGAGAUAGCCCGGUGGAUAAAAUGCUUCUGGAUGACGACCCGCGCUUUGAGCCAGAGCCCACGGGUGUGCGCAUCUCAACCCGGCCAUCCAGAGCCGGGAGUCUUCGUGACCAGGCCCCGAGUCCCCAUCCCUCCAUAAGCUCUCGAAUAUCCUCAAUACCACCCGAUGAGCUGAAGCCGAAGCUUCCCCCACGGUCUACAGGCCCCUCACAGGGUACUUCAAGAAAAGCGCUUCCCCCCGCGACCCCGUUACGCACAUCAACACCCAGCAUGGCAUCAAUAUCGGGUCGAUCUCAUACCAGCAGCUCAAGCACCAUGGACGAAACCGAAGCCCUCUCUAAUGCAAUUGUGGCCUCCUCCCUCGCAUCCGCACGGGCAUCCCCCGUGACAAAAGUACCCCCACCACCUCCACGACGACGACGGGCCCGCUCCCGUUCGAUCCUGCAUUUAGCACAUUCACCAAAAAGUGAUCUAUCACGUACGCCAAGCCCGCCCAAGGGAAUGCCGAUGACGCUUCGAGGCAUGCCAAAGGCCGACGAUACGGAUGCAGGCCACCGGCACCGGCUGCUCAAGAAGCAUCCGCACAAACAUCAUGAAGGAGAUCGUAAACGAUGGAGGCAGGAAGUCACGGAGAAGGAGCGCAAGCGUUACGAAGGCGUGUGGGCAUCUAACAAGGGGCUACUCAUCCCUCCCGGACGAGGCGAUCCGAAUGGGGCCGGGAGAUGGCCGCCGCCAUCAGAGAUGGUGCUUAACCUAGUGGUCCGUGAAAUUUGGUCCCGCAGCCGGCUACCAACCGCAGUGCUGGAGCAAGUGUGGGAUCUUGUGGAUCAGCAGCAGAUCGGACUUCUGACGAAAGAGGAAUUCGUGGUUGGAAUGUGGCUGAUCGACCAGAAGUUAAAGGGCCACAAACUUCCAGUCAAAGUCCCCGACAGCGUCUGGGACAGCGUGCGGUAUGUCUCGGGCAUCAAGCUUUCGACGGUGGGCAGGAUGCAGUAA